Messenger RNA from Mesorhabditis belari, 330 nucleotides. NCBI's taxonomy places the organism in Eukaryota, Metazoa, Nematoda, Chromadorea, Rhabditida, Rhabditidae. The record is from the annotation of a GenBank genome assembly.
AUGUCUAAAGGGGUACUUCGGUUUCAAAACUGCUGCUCUCGAGAACUUGAGAAACGACCGACAGCAACGGAUGCUUUGAAGGAAAUCUUGCAAAUGAAAGAAUCACAAUUCUAUGAUCUUUUCUUAAUGGAACCAAUCGAUGACCCAAAUUCGACAAAACCAAAACUUCCCUUUGGAUCAAUCGAUGACUCAGAUCUCAAUCUGAUAGCAACAUUUAAACCACAAAUAAUCUCGGAGUUCAAUAAUAAGGCUUAUCCGGGUACGGAAACAAUUCUUCAUGUUCGACAUUUCAAAACAAAUCAGUCGAAAGGAAGAUCGAAAUCGAGAGGU